Striga asiatica is the source of this 4713-nucleotide messenger RNA. The record is from the annotation of a GenBank genome assembly. Lineage: Eukaryota; Viridiplantae; Streptophyta; Magnoliopsida; Lamiales; Orobanchaceae.
AUAUCUCUCUCUCAACUCUAUAGUGAAUCACCCAAUUUGCCCCUAUCACCAAUGGCUAAUUACUCGGAGGCCCACGUCUGCCAGUGCUUGAGCCGCCUCGCCACCGUCCGCCGCAGCUCCGCCGUGACCGUAUACGGUGAACGCCGGAAAACCGGGCUACAAUUUGUCGAAGGAGUUACAGGGCUGGCCGGUGGGCUUCUCCAGCUCGGGGUAAAGCCCGGAGACGUCGUCUCCAUCUCUGCACUCAACAGUGACUUGUAUUUGGAAUGGAUGCUUGCUAUUACUUAUGUUGGAGGAAUUGCAGCUCCACUGAACUAUCGAUGGAGCUUGGAAGAGGCUCGUUCGGCAAUGGAGUUAGUAAGACCCAUUUUAUUGGUAACGGAUUCAAGCAUUGGUUAUUGGCAUUCCAAGUUUCAGAUGGGUUCGGUUCCGUUUUUACGAUGGCACGUGUUGAUGGAUACUAAAGUUGAAGCUGAGAGUAUCGGUAAAAUUUUUGCCUCUGAAUUGGUUAAGGAGAUUGGUGGAGAAUUUGCUUCGGUUGAUUAUCGAUGGGCACCUGAAAGAGCCGCGAUUAUAUGCUUCACGUCAGGGACAACUGGGAAGCCGAAAGGAGUUACAAUAACACACUCGGCUCUCAUUGUGCAAUCCCUUGCGAAAGUUGCAAUUGUUCGUUAUGACGAGGAUGAUGUAUAUCUUCACACUGCUCCACUGUGCCACAUUGGUGGAAUAUCAUCAGCGAUGGCCGUUUUAAUGGCUGGGGGUUCUCAUGUUAUAUUACCAAAGUUCGAGGCUAACUUAGCAAUCGAAGCCAUUAAGAAACACAACGUGACUUCUUUGAUCACUGUACCGGCAAUGAUGGCCGAUUUAAUCUCUUUUAAUCGAUUAAACAGAUCAUCAAUAACUUACGAAUCGGUUAAGAAGAUUCUGAAUGGAGGUGGUGGCCUGUCGACCGAGCUCACUAAAGACGCAAUCGAAAUUUUUCCGAAUGCCACACUUUUAUCAGCUUAUGGGAUGACAGAGGCAUGUUCGUCUCUAACCUUCAUGACUCUUUUCGAUCCAAACAAAACCACCCAUCACAAAUACCUCUCGAGUUUUCAAGGAGGCAUUUGUGUAGGAAAAUCGGCUCCACAUGUCGAACUAAAAAUAAGCCCUGACAAAAAAUCUUCGAAAACCGGGAAAAUACUGACGAAGGGUCCACAUGUAAUGCUCGGUUAUUGGGGCCAAAGCCCGUCGAAAUCCAAUCAUUCGAAACCGGGCCUCGAAGGUUGGCUCGAUACUGGAGACAUAGGACAGAUAGACGAGCACGGUAAUCUAUGGCUUGUCGGACGAGCAAAGGAUAGAAUCAAGAGUGGCGGGGAGAACGUUUAUCCUGAAGAGGUCGAGUGUGUCCUAUCCCAACAUCCUGGGAUUUCGAGGAUUGUUGCUAUUGGGAUUCCAGAUGCUCGGUUAACAGAGAUUGUAACCGCAUGUGUUCAACUAAAAAGCGGCUGGCAAUGGGUUGAUUUUGGCGCCAGUCAGUCGGCAGGAGUCGAGCAAGUCAAGUGUUUGUCGAGUGAGAUACUCAGGCAAUUUUGCAAACAAAAGAACUUAACAGGCAAGCUAUAUGUGAAAACUGAUAUGGAGAGUGAAGAGGUGAUGGUUUAUUCUGGAAAUUCAAAUGGGGGUGAUUUUGUUCUUGUCAAUGGAAAUGGGUUUGAGCAAAAGUACUGCGAAAAUGGAACUGUACAAGUGGGUAUUGAUGAAGAGGAGAAAGGGGAAAAAAUAGCCGAUGUGCUUUUGGAGGGUUUUGAGGAGUACUGGGAUGAUAUAAACGAUCGUCUGACAAUCUCACGGAUGGUCAGUGAUUCUGUUAUCAAGGGAAUGGUGACUGCGGUCGAACAGGAGGCAGCCGAAAGAGUUACUGCAAAAGAACUUGAGCUGGCCCGUUUGAAGGAGUAUCUGCAGUCUCGUGAGGUGGGUUUCGAAAAGAAUGUUGUGAAGUUGCCGUUUGGGGGGAAGUCUUUUGAAAUGGGGAAGAAUGGGAGUUUUCGUUUUAUUACUGAUGUUUGCGUGAAUCAUGAAAAGAUGAGGGAGGACUUGUUGGCCUUAAGGAAAUCGACACGCGAACAAAUUAUGAAGGCCAAGAAGGAAGUUGAGUAUGAAAGAGGAGGUAAUUCUGUGAAGAUUGUCGGCUCGGGUUCUGAUUUGGUGGGUUUAUGCGGAGUUUUACAAGGAAAUAGUUCGAUGCGUGUCGAUAAUAUGCUGGAAAGCCUGAAUGCAACAGUGGAUAGUGUUUGCUUAAAAUUGGAAGGCAUACUAUUGUCAUCCGAAGUCUCUCUUUGCAAAUCGCAACAGGAUUUAGAGUUGUUAAGGACACUCGAGGAUAUGGUGAUGCGGAGUGUAAUUUCGAGUCUUCAAAAGGAGAGCUUGUUUGGUCCAAAUGCUGUGAAUUGGCUUGAGAAGUUCAAUGAUAUAUCUGGAUUAGGCAACCGUUUGGAUGCAAUUCAGAAGUCACUCUCUUUGCACGAAACUGCACUAGUUUCACACGGUUCGCAAGAUUUGGACCAUUUGCACCACCACAAGGCAUUUUGUAAUCAUAUUACUCCAUCGACCUCGUUUUGUGAAGAAAACGGCAUGCUGGACGAAUCUAUCAUUCAUGUAGCGGAGAGUUAUGACUUUCAGCAGCUGAAGCACAUGACAAAGGAAGGAUUGGUAGAUUAUUUUAAUAACACUAUAACUGAGCUGAAGAGAGAUCACGAGUCAGUUCUAGAGCGGAAGACUGAAAAGUAUUUUAGCCUAAGACGAGAGUAUCUGAAACUGAAAGAGAGGGGUUCCCCCGUGACACACAGAAAAAACGAAGAGUUUGAUGUGCUAAGGAAGAAGAUUCCAGAAGUUAUUUCGAAGUUGGAGAAUUUUCUCCUGGAGAAUGAAAGAUUUCCUGCUCUGCUCCGAAAUUUUGAAAACGUGGAGAAAUUGAAGCUCAGGCUGGAUAGCCUUCUCCUUGAAAAUCGUCAGCUAAGGAACACUUUGAAUGAUAAGGAAAUUGAGGUGAAGUGUCUGAAAGCACAGGUUUCAAGUGCCUCUGAGGAAUUAUUGCAACGUUCUUUGGCUGAGGAGAAUAUGCUAAAGCUUGUAGAGAAUCUCAAGUCAGCUGUGGAUGAUUCACUUGUAGAGACUUCACUUACUGAAGAAGUAUAUAAGUGUGUUCUCAGAGAACAGAUUGAACAGAAAAGGUGCGACUUGGAAGAUUCAAGCAUGGAGUUUCUUAUGGCCCAUGAAAUCUGUGAUGUCAUCAUCAGAGAAGCUUGUGUUAUUCCUGCUGAAACUGCAAACGGAUAUGAUAGUGAAGAUCGAGAUAUUGGAUUGUGGAUAAGGCGAGAUUUGAGUGAGUUGAUAUUCACAGAGGCUAUCAGGGAUGCUGUAAUUCUGAUCAACAACUUGCGUAAGGAAUCUCUUAUUGAUGAACAAGUGAAGAUUUGUUUAGAAGCUGAAGCUCGUGAAAAAGAAAAUGAACUGAGACUAGAGGUUGAAGAAAAUACGAAACUAAAGCAGGAUAUACAGGAAUUGAGAACAGCACUGCAAGACAAAGUGAAGUUAGCCAUGGAUUUAUCGUUUUCAUUGUCCAAAAAGAUGGAGGAGUUUGAGCUGGCUUCUAGAGAGCUUAGUGGCUUAAGAGAACAUGCAAGUCGUCAGGAGGCAUUGGCUACCGAGAGCAACAGGGACAUAGAAUUGUUGAAAUCUCAAUGCUUAGAAGCUGUAGAGCAGAUUGAAGAAAAUAAACUGGGAAAGUUCAAGCUUCAGCAAGAGCUGGACCAGACCAAAGAGGUUUUAACAGAAACGAACAGAAGAUUAUUGACUCUAACCCAAGAAGCACACGAUAGGUUGCUAUUAGAUGAAUCUAGAGAGGAGAAACUGAAAAAUGAAAUGGAAUUGUCUGUGAGUGGACUGUUAAACAAGUUUGAAGAUUUCAAAUGGAGAAUAUCAGGGGCAAUCAGUAAGAUAGGUUUAAGGCUUAAAGAUGGUAAUUCUCACUUGGAAGCUCUUAACAAGAUGGCCAAUGAUCUCAGAAGAAGCGAGCUAAUAUACAAGCAGAAACUGGAUUUAAAAAGUGCUAAUCUCCAGAAGGCUGAGACUGAGGUUGAUGUUUUAGGAGAUGAGGUUGAUGCUCUAUUGAGAUUGCUUCAUAAAAUAUACAUUGCCCUCGAUCAUUAUUCUCCAGUAUUAAAGCAUUAUCCUGGGUUUAAGAUUAAAUUCAUGAAAGAAGCUUGCCUUCUCAUAUCUUCAUUUGUUUUCUUCUCCAAGAAACCAUAUCAAUUCCAAUCAGGGCAAAGCAUAUCGGUUUCAGUUACUGCUAAGGAAAGAAAGUCCCCUCAACUUCUCAAAGGCUCAAACCCUAAUCGCCCAAACUCCACAAAAAAUCGCCUCAGUCCUCCGCCCGUUCGCUGCCAUCCGCCCUCGCCGUGUGCCUCCGUCGUGCACUCAGUCUCCGCCGCCACCAUCUCUCAGUCUCUCAAUUGCGCCGUCCCUUUGCCAUUUCGAAAGGUUCAUCUCGACGGAUUUCAGACGUGCCUUGGUCGCACCGCACCAUCCGCCCUCCCCGAUCACCAUGGGGUUGGUGUUUUGUAUCUGUUGAUGAUGGCACCGCGAAGAAGAGGUGCACAUAGUUCGGGUCCACAACCAAAUACCGUGCACAAGUUGAACGUCGUUAAAGUGGGCCUGCUUCGUUUAUUGUAG